AUGCCUGAAGUACUUUUUAACAAUGCACAAAUUGAAAUACUCAAUACACAUUUGGAAGAGUUCUGGGGUGCAAGUUCUCUACAACAGAGACGUGUACUUGAUGAUGCCUGGAAUAAAGUCAGAGAAAAUUUGGGGGAACAUGUAAUAACCAACAUCAAGGAAUUAACAGACAUAAAAGAGCAGAUCAGGUAUGGGUUGUACAGCCAUAGUGGUAACAAAGAGCCCGGGAACAAGGUUGUCGGGCAUAGAAAGUAUGUAGGUCUGAACCAAGUGCUCAACACUGUGAAGAAGAAGGAGCUGAAAAAGAGGAUGUGGGACCUUUAUAGAUUACUUAAGGUACCCAGAGCUGCUGAAAUGAAGGGUAGAAAAGUAGUGAAGAACUUUCAGAUGCAAGCAAGCCGGGAUCUGGGAAUGUUAAGUUUUGUGCUCAGCGCUGAUAGAGAUACAAAUGGAGCCAUUUGCAUGUCCUUCCAUGAGCAAAAUGACAAAGCCACGUUUGAGCUUUUUAGCAAGGUACAACCCAACUGGCAAAAUAUAAAGAUAUGGGAGGCUUGGGGCAAGUAUGCAUAA
Molecule: messenger RNA, 570 nt
Organism: Serpula lacrymans var. lacrymans S7.9
Lineage: Eukaryota; Fungi; Basidiomycota; Agaricomycetes; Boletales; Serpulaceae
Exons: 4
Coding region: 1-570 (189 amino acids)
Source: RefSeq, a predicted model, not a curated record